AUGGCGCCUACCAAUCAACCGUUUACUUUGCGUUCAAUUCUUGAGAAAGAUAAGUUGAAUGGAACAAACUAUGCAGAUUGGAUCCGCAACCUAAGAAUUGUUCUCAGGGCUGAGAAAAAGGAAGAUAUUCUAGACACCCCAUUACCUGUAGAGCCUACUGAUAAUGCACCUGCUGCUGAGAAAAAUGCUUACAAGAAGGCAUGUCAUGCUGAUCUUGAAGUGAGUUGCCUUAUGCUUGCUUGUAUGGAACCAGAUCUGCAGAUGCAGUUUGACAACAACCAUGCAGCGUACGAUAUGAUCGUGGAGCUCAAUGAUAUGUUCCAGACUCAAGCCAGGACUGAAAGGUUCAAUGUCUCAAAGGCUUUUGUUGAAACCAAGCUAGCAGAGGGCGCAGCAGUAGGGCCACAUGUGAUCAAGAUGGUUGGUUACACUCAGAGGUUGGAGAAGAUGGGCUUCCCAAUUGGCCCAGAGUUGGCUACUGAUUUCAUUCUCACGUCUCUUCCACCUAGCUAUGGGAACUUCAUCUCGAACUACCAUAUGCAUGGGGCGGAAAAGGGCUUGAAUGAAUUGUGUGGCAUGCUUAAAAUUGCAGAGGCUAAUAUCAAGAAAGGUGAUGGCAGUAUCCAUGUGAUGGCGGUCCAAAAUAAGCCCCGAUUUAAAAAGAGGGGCAAUUCUUGGAAGAAGAAGAAGGGCAAGGCUAAAGUUGAGGCUAAAGGUGAGAACUCUAAGCCAAACCCACCUGCGCCCAAGGCUGGACCAACUGCUGACACUAAAUGCUAUCAUUGUAAGGGGAAAGGUCACUUGAAGAGGAACUGCAAACUGUACUUAGAAUCCAUGAAGGAUAGCGGCGGUAAAGGUCAUAUAAGUGAGAAUCGCAUGAAGAGGCUCCAUGCUGAUGGGCUUUUAACUUCGUUUGAUUUUGAAUCAUACGAGACAUGUGAGGCUUGUUUGCUAGGGAAGAUGACCAAGGCGCCUUUCACAGGAUAUUACUUUUACAACCGAUCAGAGGGCAAAGUGUUUGUUGCUCGGAACGGUAUUUUCUUAGAGAAAGGGUUUCUCAAAAGAGAGAAAAGUGGACAGAAGGUGUAUCUUGAAGAAGUUCAAGAUGAGCAAACAGGAAAGGACUCUACGAGUUAUGCUAAUGUAGCAGAACAAGUUGAGAUACCCGUGGCAGUAGAGGCACCGCCACAACCACGAAGCUGGAAAAGUUCCAAGCAGGAGACGAUGUCUGAUUCUACAGCAGAAGCCGAGUACAUCGCAGCUUCUGAAUCUGCGAAGGAAGGUGUUUGGAUGAGGAGGUUUCUCAUUCAACUUGGUGUGUUUCCAAAUGCAUCUAGCCCAAUGAAUAUGCAUUGUGAUAGCAAUGGGGCUAUAGCACAGGCCAAGGAGCCAAGGAAUCACCAAAAGAACAAACAUGUACUUCGGAAAUUUCACCUCAUUAGAGAGUUCAUUAGUAGAGGUGACAUCAAGAUGUGCAAGAUACACACGGAUUUGAAUGUUGCAGAUCCUUUGACAAAGGCUCUUCCACAGCCUAAGCAUGAGACGCACAUGAGAGCUAUGGGUAUUAAAUAUCUUCGAGAUAAACUCUAG
Molecule: messenger RNA, 1590 nt
Organism: Miscanthus lutarioriparius
Lineage: Eukaryota; Viridiplantae; Streptophyta; Magnoliopsida; Poales; Poaceae
Source: the annotation of a GenBank genome assembly